UUUGAGGUGGCAACUUUAAGUAGACGUAAUAGAAUCAAAGGUUAGAAUUAGAACAAUUUUUGCAUUUUUUACUAAUAAAAGAAUAAUAAAUAACAUAAUUAUAAUUACUGCAAUACUUAUUAUAAGACCAAAAUCCUUUACUAAUGUUGUCUUUAAUCGCAAAAAAGGCCAACACUGCCGUAUUGUCUCAAUUCACUAAAGGAGGCAAUAAUUUCAUGAACAACGUCGCAAAAAUGUCUCAACAGGUUUCUUAUGAAACCUUAUCAGUAACAGUGCCUACAGAAUUUGUUUACCAUGUAGAACUUAAUCGACCAAAUCAAUUAAAUGCUAUGAACAGAACUAUGUGGUUAGAAAUUGGAAAAUGUUUUGAAAAUUUGAACUUGGACGAAAACUGUAGAGCGAUUGUUUUAUCAGGAGCAGGAAAAAUUUUCACUGCUGGUUUGGAUUUCCAAGACAUGUUAACGCUUGCACCACAAUUAGCAGAACAUGAAGAUGUUGCUCGCAAAUCUAAAAUUUUGUAUCAGUUCAUUACCACCUAUCAGAAAUCAAUUUCUUGGCUAGAAUUAUGUAAAAAACCAGUUUUAACUGCUGUCCAUUCAGCUUGUGUAGGAGGUGGCCUUGAUUUAAUCACCGCAGCAGACAUGAGGUACUGCACUAAAGAUGCGUGGUUCCAAGUUAAAGAAGUCGAUAUUGGUAUGGCUGCUGAUGUGGGUACCCUUCAAAGAUUGCCAAAAGUUAUUGGUUCAGAUAGUUUAGUAAGAGAAUUGUGUUAUACAGCACGAAAAAUGCCCGCAACAGAAGCCUUACAAUCAGGAUUAGUUUCUAAAGUUUUUGAAGACAAAGCAAGUAUGAUUGAAGGUGUUAUUGGAAUAGCAAAAGAAAUUUCCAAAAAGAGUCCAGUUGCUGUACAAGGCACAAAAGUCAGUCUAGUUUAUUCAAGGGAUCAUACAGUUCAGGAAGGACUUGAUCACAUUGCUUUGUGGAAUCAGCUAAUGCUACAGAGUGAAGACUUUGCAACAGCAACAGUUGCUCAAGCUACUAAGCAGAAAGAUAUAGUUUUUUCGAAAUUGUGAAUUUAAAAAAAAAAGAAUAAAACAGGUGGGAGUA
Tribolium madens (black flour beetle) is the source of this 1107-nucleotide messenger RNA. Its product is annotated as delta(3,5)-Delta(2,4)-dienoyl-CoA isomerase, mitochondrial. NCBI's taxonomy places the organism in Eukaryota, Metazoa, Arthropoda, Insecta, Coleoptera, Tenebrionidae. Gene Ontology annotation, cellular component: mitochondrion. The record is from RefSeq and is a predicted model, not a curated record. Gene Ontology annotation, molecular function: delta(3,5)-delta(2,4)-dienoyl-CoA isomerase activity. The transcript has 8 exons. Bases 144 to 1073 code for a protein of 309 amino acids.